Messenger RNA from Paramisgurnus dabryanus, 3874 nucleotides. NCBI's taxonomy places the organism in Eukaryota, Metazoa, Chordata, Actinopteri, Cypriniformes, Cobitidae. The record is from RefSeq and is a predicted model, not a curated record.
GUAAGUACACACUUAGGGUCAAAACAAAUAUUAUAAGUUAAAAUUAAACUAAAAAAUGUUAAACAUUUGUGUCUCUGUUUCAGAUGUGAAUGUGAGGUUGGUGAAUGGUGACAGUCGUUGUUCUGGUAGAGUUGAGGUUCUUCAUGAUGGUCUGUGGGGAACAGUGUGUGAUGAUAGUUGGGAUCUGACAGAUGCUGAAGUGGUUUGUAAAGAGGUGGGCUGUGGAGAGGCUUUAAAGGCUCUGGGUAGUGCUCACUUUGGACAAGGAUCAGGACGGAUCUGGAUGGAUGAUGUGAGCUGUACUGGAUCAGAGUCCACACUGAAGAACUGUAAAUCAAAAGGAUGGGGUGAGAGUGACUGUGGUCAUCCUGAAGAUGCUGGAGUCAUCUGCUCAAGAUCAAGACUUGUUGCUGGAUCUCAUCUGUGCUCUGGGAGAGUCGAAAUAUAUUUUGGAGGAAGAUUUUGGACAGUGUGUGAUGCUGUGUUUGAUGAUCAGGAUGCAGAGGUUGUGUGUAGAGAGCUGAACUGUGGGGUUCCUGUACAGCUGCUGGGUGCAGAUACUUUUGGUAAAGGAGAGGAUCAGGUGUGGACACAAGAGAUUCAAUGUAGAGGAGAUGAAUCACACAUUCGAUUUUGUCCAUCAUCAGCAUUCCAUGAAAAAAACUGUACCCAUGACAAUGACGUGGGACUGAUCUGUCAAAGGUCCAUCAGGUUGGUGGGUUCUGGUGGAGAUUGUGCAGGAAGGCUGGAGGUUUUUCACAAAGGCUCAUGGGGUACAGUGUGUGAUGACUCCUGGGAUAUUAAAGAUGCUCAUGUGGUGUGCAGACAGCUGCAGUGUGGAGUGGCUCUCAGUAAUCAGCCAGUACCAGCCUGGUUUGGUCCUGGUUCUGGACCCAUAUGGCUGGAUGAUGUGAACUGUGAGGGGAAUGAGACGUCACUGUGGAGCUGCUCUUCACCGGUCUGGGGAGAUCAUGACUGUAAACACAAGGAGGAUGUAGGAGUCGUGUGCUCAGAUCAUCUUCCUCUCAGACUGAGUGGAGGGAAGGGUUUGUGUUCGGGGAGACUGGAGGUUUAUCAUAACUCUGUGUGGGGUUCAGUCUGUGAUGAUCUGUGGGACAUCAGAGAUGCUCAGGUGGUCUGCAGGCAGCUGGGUUGUGGAGCAGCAUUGAGUGUUGAUGGGAAUGAAGCGUUUGGUGCUGGUGAAGGUGUUGUGUGGAUGAAGAAAGUCGAGUGCAGAGGGACUGAGAUUCACCUGUGGGACUGUCCUCAUAGUUUGACCAUAAAACAGGACUGUUCUCAUUCUGAUGAUGCUGGUGUGAUCUGCUCAGGUGAGUUUGCAAGACUUGUUAAUGGACCUCAUCUGUGUUCUGGAAGAGUCGAGCUGCUUCGUGGUAACACCUGGAUGUCAGUGUGUGAUGCUGUGUUUGAUGAUCAGGAUGCAGAGGUUGUGUGUAGAGAGCUGAACUGUGGGGUUCCUGUACAGCUGCUGGGUGCAGAUACUUUUGGUAAAGGAGAGGAGCAGGUGUGGACACAAGAGAUUCAAUGUAGAGGAGAUGAAUCACUCAGUCGAUUAUGUUCAUAUUCUUCACGUAAAGUAACCUGCUCUCAUGACAAUGAUGUGGGACUGAGAUGUUCUGGUUACUUUGACCACAGACUGGUGAACGGUCCUGAUAUCUGCUCUGGUCGAGUUGAAGUUCGAUACCUUAAUGAGUUGAGAACAGUUUAUUCCUCUCUGUCUCUUCAUGAUGGUCGAGUGAGGUUGUCUGGAGAGAGAGAGUGUGAGGGUGAGGUGGAAGUUUACAUUCAUCAGGUUUGGAGGAGAGUUCUGCUGGACUCCUGGAGUCUCACUGAAUCCUCUGUGGUCUGCAGACAGCUGGGCUGUGGCUCUGUGCUGAACUUCACUAACUCCUCUUCAUCCAGUGAUGAACACAGUUAUGAGUGUGUGAUGGGCUUCCAGUGCUCUGGGACUGAAGAUCAUCUGAGGAACUGCAGCUCUCCACAAACUCUUAACUGCAGCGCAACACAACAGCUGACAAUCACCUGCCAAAGUCAGAAUUACAACAUCUGUCAGAGGUCCAUCAGGUUGGUGGGUUCUGGUGGAGAUUGUGCAGGAAGGCUGGAGGUUUUUCACAAAGGCUCAUGGGGUACAGUGUGUGAUGACUCCUGGGAUAUUAAAGAUGCUCAUGUGGUGUGCAGACAGCUGCAGUGUGGAGUGGCUCUCAGUAAUCAGCCAGUACCAGUCUGGUUUGGUCCUGGUUCUGGACCCAUAUGGCUGGAUGAUGUGAACUGUGAGGGGAAUGAGACGUCACUGUGGAGCUGCUCUUCACGGGUCUGGGGAGAUCAUGACUGUAACCAUAAGGAGGAUGUAGGAGUCGUGUGCUCAGAGUUUAAAGAGCUCAGGUUAACUGAAGGCUGUGAAGGGAAUGUGGAGGUUUUCUACAAUGGAUCCUGGGGUAAUGUUUGUGUAAAUCAGAUGAACAGAGACACAGCGAGUCUGAUCUGUCAAGAGCUGAACUGUGGAAGAUCUGCCAGUGAACCCAAUUUUUCAGAUGGACUGAGGUCUCAGAAUUGGUUGGAUUACUUUAAAUGUCGACCACAUGACUCCACUUUAUGGCAGUGUCCAUCUUCACCUUGGGGACAGAAUCAGUGUUAUAAUGAUGAAGUGGCAAAAAUUCUCUGCUGGGAUAAAACAAUUCAGUCCUCUACCAAUGAAGAAGAAGUUAACAGUGGUGAUGGUGAUUAUGACGUCACAAACAAAGAGAAUGAAAUUCACAAAUCACCCCGAAGUCAUCUGACAUGUUCUACCUCACCAUCUCCUCACCAGAGACAAUGUUCAAAUCAUCUUCCUCUCAGACUGAGUGGAGGGAAGGGUUUGUGUUCGGGGAGACUGGAGGUUUAUCAUAACUCUGUGUGGGGUUCAGUCUGUGAUGAUCUGUGGGACAUCAGAGAUGCUCAGGUGGUCUGCAGGCAGCUGGGUUGUGGAGCAGCAUUGAGUGCUGAUGGGAAUGAAGCGUUUGGUGCUGGUGAAGGUGUUGUGUGGAUGAACAGAGUCGAGUGCAGAGGGACUGAGAUUCACCUGUGGGACUGUCCUCAUGUCCUGAAAAAUCACACUGACUGCUCACACAAAGAACAAGUUAGACUCAUCUGUGCAGACUUGUCAGUGUCUACAACUCCUGCCACAACAACAACAUCAGCUUCUCCUUCAGUUUCUCAGACAAACAGGAGAUCAGUGACUCCUCCACAAACUCCUCCUCUCUUCAAUCCUCCAGUGGUUGUGAUUGUACUGGGAGUUUUGCUCUUACUGCUCUUAGUGCCGCUGCUGAUACUGAUUCAACACAACAGAGAGAUGAGGAGAGCUCUCUCUAAGAGGAGACACAGGACUCAGACUGAAGCAGUUUAUGAAGAGAUUGAUCACAGACACACAAACACACACAAACACUUCACUCAGAGAGGGAGUCUCAUCUCUGAAGAACAGCAUUCUGGAUAUGAAGAUGCUGAUGAGCUUCUCUCAGCAAAAGACUACAAGAUUGAAUAUUAUGAUGAUGUCUCCAAUGGCAGUGACCUGAAAGAAGAGAUGGUGAAAAAAGUCUCAGCAGAAUACUAUGAUGAUGUCAUCACUGAUGGACUAAAAGCAGACAGUGAGACAGAAGACACACUUGAGCAGUAUGAUGAUGUCAUCACCACAGGACAAAACUCUGAUCUUCAAAAAGAGAGUUAUGAUGAUGUCAUCAUCAAUGGACAGAACUUUCAAGGUGUAAUAGAGGGAGUUCAGGAGGAGUAUGAUGAUGUGAAGAAUGACAGUGAAGAUGUGACAAACCUGUUAUAUUAUGAUGAUGUGGGGGAGGAGCCAAACAAAGUGGGAGGGACUGUGUGA